GGAGGGCCGGAGGAGAUCUGGUUGUCCCGACGUCGGGGGGCAGGUACGACGUGUGCCUGCGGGAGCGGCGUCGUGUCGCCGUCUACUGGGACGAGGAGGUGUCCGAAGUGCGGCGCUGCACCUGGUUUUACAAGGGGGACAAGGACAACAAGUAUAUUCCCUACUCCGAGACCUUCAGCGAAGAACUGGAGGAAGCUUACAGGACUGCUGUGACCCAGGAUGAGUGGAAGAAGAAACUGGAGUCCCCCAGCAGAGAAGUCAUUAUCUUGCACAACCCGAAGCUGAUGGUGCACUACCACCCAGUCGCCACCUCCGACGACUGGGGCUCCACUCCUGCAGAACAAGGUCGACCUCGGACGGUGAAGAGAGGAGUAGAAAACAUCGCUGCUGAGAUCCCCAGUGGUGAGCUCACAUCUCCCUCCCUCCCACCUACCCAAAGCUGCACAGGCCCCGCCUGCGACAUCCGCUUCAGGAGCAUCGUCCAGUGCGUGAAUGACUUCAGGAACGUUUCCCUGAGCAUGCUGCAAGCACACUUCAAGAAAGCCCAGGAGCAGCAGCAGAUCGGGCGGGUGGAGUUCCUGCCUGUGAACUGGCACAGCUCCCUCCACUCCACCGGCGUGGACGUGGACCUGGAGCGAAUCACUCUGCCCAGCAUCAACCGCCUGCGUCACUUCAUCAACGACACCAUCCUGGACGUUUUCUUCUACAACAGCUCCACCUAUUGCCAGACCAUCGUGGACACGGUGGCCUCGGAAAUGAACCGUCUGCACCAGCUCUUCCUGCAGAGGAACCCGCUCUUCAAAGGGGGGGUCUCCAUCGCGGGGCACAGCUUGGGGUCGCUCAUCCUGUUUGAUCUCCUGACGAACCAAAAGGCUGCUCCUGAGGAGGAUGAGCACAGCGAGGAGGGGUCCAGGACAGCCUCGAGCACGAGAGGUAUGGAGGAAAUAAAGGAAAUCCUGGAGAAGCUGGAGCUGUCCGAGUACCGUGAUGUUUUUGAGAAGGAGAAAAUGGACAGGCAAGCACUGUUCUUGUGCACAGAGGAGAACCUGAAAGAAAUGGGAAUUCCCUUAGGACCAAGGAUGAAGAUUCUCCAUUACAUCAGCUCCCAGAGGGAGAUGCAG
Messenger RNA from Merops nubicus (carmine bee-eater), 1121 nucleotides. Its product is annotated as phospholipase DDHD2-like. The annotation marks the transcript as partial. Gene Ontology annotation, cellular component: COPII-coated ER to Golgi transport vesicle. Gene Ontology annotation, molecular function: triacylglycerol lipase activity; protein binding. The record is from RefSeq and is a predicted model, not a curated record. NCBI's taxonomy places the organism in Eukaryota, Metazoa, Chordata, Aves, Coraciiformes, Meropidae. The transcript has 9 exons.